AUGGCACCUCAAAAUGCAGAAGAUCGCAGCCCCGGGGGAAAAGCUAUCUUCGUGGGGAAAUCGUGCGAGAUCACGGCGCCCCGAAUGUGCCCGGUCUCGCUCGUUUGGCUAAAACCUCCCUUCUCUUUGACCUUCUUUUCCAGAAACUUCAGUGCUCUGAGCAAAGAAAAUAUCUACGAAAACAACCAGUUGGCUUUCAAAGUGGCCGAAAUGGAACUGGGCAUCCCGGCCCUGCUGGACGCAGAGGACAUGGUCGCUCUCAAAGUGCCCGACAGACUGAGCAUACUCACUUACGUCUCUCAAUAUUAUAACUAUUUCCAUGGACGUUCUCCAAUUGGAGGAAUGUCUGGCAUAAAACGCCCUUCUUCCGCACCCGGCGAGGAGCCGAUGGGGAAGAAGGUUGUAUCUGAACCGGCGGCGCCAGCCCCCAGCAAGCCCCCGCGAGUCUUGCCGCCAUCUGAACCCAAGACAGUUCCAGCCUCUCGCAAUCUGGCGAAGGAGAACUCGCCUGUGGCAGCGAGACGUGUCUUAGCGGAGAACAGCAGCAACACGCGAAGCAGCAACUGCGCCAUCUGCGGAAACCACGUUCACCUGGUACAGCGCCUCCUGGUGGAAGGGAAGCUUUAUCACAGGAACUGCUUCAGGUGCAAAGAGUGCUCUAGCACCCUGCAAUCGGGAAACUACAAAGCUGGGAGUCACGCCGGCACUUUUGUCUGUAACCGGCACGAGGAACCGAUGCCCCUCCGGGAUUCCUUGUCCUCCGGCAUGAGGGGUGUUCCCAGGGAGGAGAAACCUCCCACUACUGCCUCCGCUGCACAGAACUACUUGAAGGGACUUGAAUCCAAGACGCCGGCGCAGGAAUCCGUGAAAAUGAGCGGUGCCGUUAAAUCAGCAGCUUCCGAGCCACUCAACCCUGGGAAUCACAAAGGCAGCUCUGCGUCCGCAAGCUCAAGUUCACAUUGGUCAGACCUUACCGGGAACAAAUCGGAUCGUCUAGCCGUCUCCAGCACCUCUCCUUCCCCACCACGCUGGACACCAUCAUCCGCCAAAACGCAGCAGGCUCGGGAGAAUUUUUUCCAGGCCGGAUCAGGGAGCUCAGGACUUCCUCCGAGCAAAACGGAGCCAGUUAAAAACCAAGGCUCUGUUUUGAACCCGCCUUGGGUCUCCGGGAGAGCAUCCUUUUCCGGGACCCACACAUCGGGGACUGGUCCGGAUGUCGGCGAGAAGGACAGAGCACGGAGCGUCCUGAUGCAGGCAUUGCCGGGGCUUCAGCCUUCCUCCAACAGGACUAGUGGCUUUUGCGGUGCCUCGCCCAGCUCGACGGCAUCCGGCACCAGCAAGCCGUCUCCAGCCACCUCUGGCACACAGCACCUUGAGACGAAAAGCAUCUCGGACUGGAAGCCCUCCAGGCCUGUCAGCGUGCCAGCUGCCACAGAAGAUCCACAGAAAGGACCCCGGGCGCUUUCACCCGCCCUUGAAUGUUUGCCCAAGGAUCUGGGUGGCAAAGUGGGCGUUGGGGUGGCUCCCCAGAGCAGGCUCAAGGAUCAGCCCCCCAGCAGACCUGCAGCUGACUCUGGGCAUAAACUGGACGUUAAGGUCUCCAAAGCGGGAGCCACGAGUGUUACGGAAGAGAAAUCAGAAAUGCCAGCGGACUGGAGGUCUCGGCUGAAGCCGGUGGCAAACAGAGUCCCUGGCCAUGGUGACCCCAGAACCGCCCAGAAACCUGCAGAUGUUCACAGGGCAGCUGUUGACAUAACUCUGAGUCCGGUGCAGAACAACAAAAAGCCAGCUCAUUCAACGACCUCCCUGGUGAAUCGGGAAACUGCUUCGUCGGCUGAUAAUCCGCCAAAGAAAAAACUUCUGGUGCCUCCCGCGGAUAUUUCCAGUGGCUGGAGGUCCCCCAAGCAGCAGUGGGAGGAUAUUGCCACAACCAAGAAGGCCGAGGGGCUGAGCCCCUCCAGGAAGGCCGUUGCGCCCGUGAGGCCGUCUCCUCCUAGAGUCCUCCAGAAGUCUUCGACCGGUCAAGCGGUGUCUCCCUCAAAGCGCCACCCAGACUAUAUCCCUGAGGAGGAAAUCCAGAAGGAAGUACGGCAGAUCGAGAAGGAUUUGGACAAGCUGGAGCUCAAAGGGGUGGAUAUGGAGAAGCAGCUGAGGAACUGCGAGGGAGAUGAGAGCGAGGAUGCCCUGAUGGUGGAAUGGUUCAAGCUGAUCCAUGAGAAGCAGCUGCUGCUGAGGCGGGAGUCUGAGCUCAUGCACAAGAUGAACCAGCAGAAGCUGGAGGAAAAGCAGUGGGACAUCGAGAGCGAGCUAAGGAGCCUCAUGAGCAAAUCUGAGUUCUCGAAGACGCCCAGGGAGAAGGCCCGCGAGGAGGAGCUGCUGGCGUUGUACGUGGCCACGGUCAACGACCGGAAUAAAAUCGUGGAGGACCUGGACGAAGACCGACUCAGGGAAAUUGAAGAAGAUGAAGUAAUGGCGGCCAUGAUCCAGAGGCUCGAUGUGCCCCGUAACACCCAGGAAAGCGAAAAGAAGAAAACGAAAUUCGGCUUAUUCCAUAUGUUGAAGAUAAAGAACUAGGCGGAAGAGUGAAGUAUCCUCGGAGAAGGAGAGUCCGUUUGCCGUUGCUGAUGGAGUAGCCAUUCUGUUUGUCUUUUCUGCUUU
Messenger RNA from Lacerta agilis (Sand lizard), 2658 nucleotides. It is a transcript of the gene MICALL2, whose product is annotated as MICAL like 2. Gene Ontology annotation, molecular function: protein binding. The transcript has 17 exons. The coding region runs from base 1 to 2574 and encodes 857 amino acids. The record is from RefSeq and is a predicted model, not a curated record. NCBI's taxonomy places the organism in Eukaryota, Metazoa, Chordata, Lepidosauria, Squamata, Lacertidae.